CACUAAACCACCAUUUUACAUUAACCGUUACAAUAUUUUUCGCGUGCCUUUGUUUUAAUUUAAAGUUAAGAAUUUUACUAUAGUUCGUAUGAUGGAUUGGAUGCUGAUCAUAUCCAUUCUGAUAAACUGUCUUUAUGUUUCUGCACAUGACGAGGAUUGUCCCUCGUUGGCCGAUGGGGAUAGUUUGUCGCAGACACAGUUGCUAGAUCACUUAACCCAUGGCUGCCGGUACGAUCGCUUGGAGAGGCCCAUAACCUAUUCGGAAACUGGACAACGCAUGCCGGUGGACGUCUAUAUGCGCGCCUACAUCUAUUUCAUGCAAAACCUUGAGGCCCACGAUCUGCAGUUUAAGAUCUAUGCACUUCUGCAAAUGCGGUACCUUGAUCCGCGUCUCAAUUUCCGAAAUGUGAGCCCCAAAAGAAGACAACCGAUUAUGGGUGAACAACAUAUGAGGGACUCACUCUGGAUGCCCCACAUAUUUCUGGCCAACGAAAGGGAUUCUAGUAUUUUGGGUCUCACUGAGAAGGAUAUUCUCACCUCGAUUUCCCCCGAUGGCACCGUGAUUGUCUCGAACCGAAUUAAGGCCACAUUAUACUGCUGGCUCAACCUGAAGAAAUUCCCAUUCGAUGAACAGCACUGCUCCACUGUUCUUGAAAGUUGGAUGUACAACACCUCGGAACUGGUGCUCCAUUGGGAGCAGAAACGGCCGAUCACCUACGAUAGCGCCCUACACCUGACCGAGUUUGUGCUGCAGCGAUCCUGGUCCAAUGAGACGGUGAUCAAUGCCGAUUUGAGCGACCUACGACACGGAGCAUUUGCCGGGAACUACAGUUCCCUCAGCUUCACGGUUCACCUUACUAGAGUGGUGGGCUUUUACCUGAUGGACUACUUCCUGCCCUCUAUGCUCAUUGUGGCUAUAUCCUGGGUAUCCUUCUGGCUGCAGGCGGAUCAGGCUCCACCGAGAAUCACUCUGGGCACGAGCACCUUGCUAACCUUUAUAACUCUGGCUUCCGCGCAGGGUAAAACGCUGCCAAAAGUUAGCUACAUCAAGGUGUCAGAGGUGUGGUUCCUGGGCUGUACCAUCUUCAUUUUCGGCAGCAUGGUUGAGUUUGCCUUUGUCAACACCAUUUGGCGUCGCAAGAAUAGUGUACCCGUUAAGAAGUUGAACAGUAAACACAUCCUGAAGUCCACAUUAUCACCGAAUUUGCGAAGACGGCGCAGUCACGCGAGGUCCAGAUCGUUUUCGGGAACUGCUUUUCCAAAAUCCGGUGAUACCAGCUCUUUGGGCGGUGCUAGUUUCAACAAUUACCUAACAGUCAAUCUGCCCAUCACAACGAUUAAGGAGGGACAGGUUCUGGAUCAGCAGAGGACCAGGGGAAUCCAAAAACUGGACGUUAACUUCGUGGAGAGUGCCUUCGGCUCGAUGGGAGCAGCUCAGUCUACGGGAGCCAUCAGUACAGCAACGAGCACACAAACGCUGACUAAUAAUAAUCGACCGGAUCCCGUUGGACACCAGGAGGAAAUCGACUUGAGCGGCUGGACAACAUUGACACCGCAGGAAAUCGCCAUGUGGAUUGACAGCCGGGCGAGAUUCGUAUUUCCCUUGGCUUUUCUAGUUUUCAACUUGUUCUUUUGGACAUUUGUCUACUGCAUUUAAAUUUUAAACUGUGUUUAUAAGUCGUUGUAAAAAAGUGUUAUUUAAAGCCUUACACCUUAUUCUAUUAUGUUUAAUUAUGGUCAAUGCUUUGAAUUUAUUGUUUGCCUGUGUUUCCUAUUGUAUUGUUUCUCUAAUAAGAGUUUAAUGUCUCGAUUUUAUUACAUUGUUAAAUAAAGAAAUGCUUAUGAGCAA
Drosophila ficusphila is the source of this 1849-nucleotide messenger RNA. Its product is annotated as pH-sensitive chloride channel 2. NCBI's taxonomy places the organism in Eukaryota, Metazoa, Arthropoda, Insecta, Diptera, Drosophilidae. The record is from RefSeq and is a predicted model, not a curated record. The coding region runs from base 89 to 1657 and encodes 522 amino acids. Gene Ontology annotation, cellular component: membrane; synapse; neuron projection. Gene Ontology annotation, biological process: chemical synaptic transmission; signal transduction; chloride transmembrane transport. Gene Ontology annotation, molecular function: transmembrane signaling receptor activity; neurotransmitter receptor activity; chloride channel activity. The transcript is spliced from 2 exons.